Messenger RNA from Phlebotomus argentipes, 6580 nucleotides. RefSeq names its product LIM domain-binding protein 2 (gene Chi). The transcript has 10 exons. Gene Ontology annotation, molecular function: LIM domain binding. Gene Ontology annotation, biological process: negative regulation of transcription by RNA polymerase II; positive regulation of transcription by RNA polymerase II; nervous system development. Bases 1337 to 3172 code for a protein of 611 amino acids. NCBI's taxonomy places the organism in Eukaryota, Metazoa, Arthropoda, Insecta, Diptera, Psychodidae. Gene Ontology annotation, cellular component: nucleus; transcription regulator complex. The record is from RefSeq and is a predicted model, not a curated record.
CCCGUGCUCAGAAGUAGCGACUCACACUGUCCCGAAAGAAUCAAAUAUUGUCAUGGCGUCGUCGUGGAGUUGUGUGUCUGAUGAUGAAAAAGACAUCGCAGGAGAAGCGUUGGCCGUGUGAACAGUUGUGAAGGGAUAUUUUGUGAAAAAACGACACAAUUUGUGUUCUGUGUCGGUUCUAUGUGUAUUUUAACAUCAAAAAUAGUCGUGAAAGUGGAAAAAAGUCGUGGUUUCUAGUUAAUGUUUGGAGUUCCGCCCCUGUACAAUUUUGCCUCUUCGAUUGUUGCCCACCGGCAGUGAAAAUUUUUCGUGUGUUUUCCACGAAAGGAGUGAAUUUGAGAGAUCAGACUUUGUGCAAUUGACGAGAACACAAUAUAUUUGGAAGUUUGAGGAUGACAAGAAGGGAAAAAUCAUAAAAAUCUACAGGGAUCAUUGUUGUAUGAAACGUAGUGCGUGCGGGAAAAAAUUACCUGAAAUAGCUUGGAAAAGAGGAAGAGUGUGAAGAAAUUACUACCAAAAACGUCUUUUUGGUUACCAAUUUUUUUUUAUUUGUGCACCAACAACUUACACAUACCAGUACCGAGAUUCAGUGUUAAGAAAAUCCCUUGUGAAUAAAUUCAGACGGCAAAGCAGAAAUUCAAAAUUAUCGGCACUAACUGAGAAAAGAUUUAUGAAAAGUUCAAUGUAUGUAGUUACUGGGCAGAAAAACCUAAUCAAUCACAACGGGAAAAGUUAGACGAGGUUCAAAUAUGCAAUGAAUUGAUAAAGAAUUGUGGCACUAACUGCGUGCACAUAAAAUUGUUCAACCAAAAUCCGCCUGACGGAGAAGUUGUAUGUGGUGUGAAGAGACAUUUAGUUUUGGGCAAACGAUAAAAAUCGAUGGAAGUAUUGUGCAUGACAUAUCAGUAUCCGGUUGCUGCGAACCGGCCAAUUGACAUUGGAUAUAAACAGGACAGUGAAAAUCCAAAGUGGUCACCGCACACUUGUCCAAUAUGAAUUCGGUGUGCCAGGGUGAAAUGUCAGUUGAAAAUUAAAUGGCAAUUGCAUGAGGAAAAAUAUUGAGGACUGGACGGAGAAGUGAUCUCAAGAAAAAAAAGGAAAGCAAAAAAUAGUUGGUGUUGAAUCUGAAGCAAGACGUAUUCGAAUGUGUCUGAUAGUGUUCAAGUGUGUGUAUGUGCAAGAGUAGAUUAUGUGAAAACGGUCGAAAAGUGUUCUUUUUGCACCGUCUCUCAAAAUUGUCUUGUAAACUAUUUAAUCGUUCAUCACGGAUUACUUAAAAACGUUCCCGCAAAGGAGGACCUCUUCUCCGCUCUUUCUCAAUACACCUGAGAAAGGAAUGAUAGGCUUGAGCCGUCGCGGGGCUGCUGGGCCGCCAUUGAGUUUGCCUAGCACGCUGGAGGACUCUGGGGCGACGUGGAAAGGAGCACCCCCAGGUCCAGAAACCCAGACAUCCGGAUCUGGGGGUGGUUUCACCCCGUCCGGUCCUAAUUCAUUCACUGGUCCCGUAUCGGUGUUUCCUUCUGCGGGCCAGGGCUCUCCUGCUGGCGGAGGAGGAGGCGGCGGUGGCGGUGGUGCUGGUAGCGCUGGUGGUGGUGGUCAGUCAGUUGGCGGUUAUCAGGGUCCUCCACCCGGCUCCAACACGCCUCAAUACACAGCAUCACCGGCACCCUCAGGCUCUUCCACCCCAGGUCCAGGACCACCACAGAAUGUCAGUGGGGCUGGCUUCCCACCACCACCCAAUUCCGCAGGUCCACCAUACAAUGGUCCAGGUCCUGGACCGGGUGGGCCAUUUGGGUCCCCGUCGGCGGGUGGACCGCAGUACGGCAGGCCGGGUAGUUCGGGACCGGCGUUUGGAGGCGGACCACACUUCGCCUCACCAGGUGGACCUGGUGGCUUCGGUGGACCACCACAGUUUGGCAUGCCGCCCGGAUCACCGUUCGGUCAUGGUCCUGGUCAUCCCAUUGGACCCAUGGGACCUGGACAUAUGAUGGGUGGACCUCAACCUGUUGACCGGAUUGAUCAAGGAGCCUUAAGUGUACCUAGAAGACAUACAUCAUAUUUCAGUCAGACUGAGUAUCGGGUGCAUGAACUGAAUAAGAGGUUACAGCAAAGAACAGAGGAAAGUGAUAAUUGCUGGUGGGAUUCCUUUGCCACGGAAUUUUUUGAAGAUGAUGCAACGCUAACAUUGACAUUCUGUCUGGAGGAUGGACCGAAGAGAUAUACAAUAGGCCGAACGCUGAUACCACGGUACUUUCGAAGUAUAUUUGAAGGUGGUGUCACAGAACUCUACUUCCAUAUGAAACAUACGAAAGAGUCCUUCCACAACACAUCAAUAACAUUAGACUGUGAACAAUGUACGAUGGUGACACACCACGGGAAACCCAUGUUUACCAAGGUAGCUCAGCAGAUUGUUUGCACCGAGGGGCGACUGAUAUUGGAGUUUAUGUAUGAUGACUACAUGAGGAUUAAAUCGUGGCAUAUGGCUGUGCGGGCUCACAAAGAACUCAUACCACGCACUGUCGUCGGCAUGCACACACAUACACCUCAGCCAGAUCCUGGACUUUUAGAGCAAUUGACAAAGAAUAUCACACGACAGGGGAUCACAAAUUCAACACUUAACUAUCUACGCUUAUGUGUUAUCCUGGAACCAAUGCAAGAGCUGAUGUCGCGCCACAAAGCGUAUGCGCUUAGUCCUCGAGAUUGCCUGAAGACGACGUUAUUUCAAAAGUGGCAGCGAAUGGUUGCACCGCCGGGUAAGAGAGAAAAACUUCCAAAUCAGACCGGCAAAAAAGAUACCCAAAGACCGGCAAAUAAGCGGCGAAAAAGAAAAGGCUCCAAUUCAGGAGGAGCGGCUAAUAAUGCCCCACCCGUGCCAAGCAAAAAACGAUCCCCAGGACCAAAUUUUUCCCUAGCGUCGCAGGAUGUCAUGGUAGUUGGUGAGCCAUCACUGAUGGGUGGUGAGUUUGGCGAUGAGGACGAACGACUGAUAACAAGGCUAGAGAAUACCCAGUAUGAUGCCGCAAAUUCGCUGGAGCACGAUAACCAUGGCGGUUUCCAUGCCGACUCACCGAUGACCGGGCCCAAUUCGUGGAAUGUGGACCGAGGUGGACCCCAGGGGAAUACACCGUCCAGUCAGGAUUCGGAGAAGAAGAGUCCGGCCGUUUCGCAGUGACGGAUAACAAUACAGUCCACUCUCUAUCCCAGCACUGGCUAAAAUGUUCUCUAUAAUUUCAUAUGGAGCGACAUAAAGCUGCCUCCUCUUCCGAAUUAUCGUGUGAGUGUUCUGUGUGAGUGUAGAUUAUCGUGUUCAAGAGUUUAGAAUUGGACAAGCAACAAGGAUGCAGUGCCACUAGAGGAUUCGAUAUGCAUUACGAGAACCAGACAAUUUUUCACUGCACACAGACACAUUAAUAUUGAAAAGUGAGAGUGAAACCGCCGUGCUUAUGUGAACGUGUGCGCGGCAAAGUGUUGAGGACACUUUUCUCUGUCCUGCAGACACUAUGAAUAUUAAAUUACCUUCACCAUUUGUACAUAAAUGUAGCAAUAACCACUACAUAACUCCACUUGAUGAACUUUUUGAUGGCAUAAGAGCAGAAAUUGAGAGAAAUUGUUGCACAUGUGAAGGCGUUUGUUGGUUAAGAGACAUUCUUUCGAGGAUGAUGGGGUGAGAAGUAAAAGUGAAUAUUUGGAUGUGUGUAAAAUGUGUAUAAAAGAAAUGUUCAUUUUGUAUUUUGAAAAAAUGCAAAACCCUAUGUGAGCACAAUGUGGAUUUUUUAGACGAAAACCUUGUAACAAAGAAGACAGUUUCUGCUUGAAAUUUAAAGAGAGAAAAAACAUCAAGAAAAUUGUAGGUAAAGAGAGAAAAAGAAACAUUAUUUAGUAUCUAAAAUGAGGAGAAAAAAAACCACCACAAGAAAAGAAAAAUUUACAAUUUUAUUUAAAAAUAUUAUUUCUAUAAAAGAAGAAAACUAUUUCAUGUGAAUUACAACUUCGACGGAACUUAAAUAGCACGUGGUUAAAUUAAAUAGCAAAUAAGUAAAUCAAUGAAAUUACUUAAUAAAAAAAUUUUUAUUAAAUAAUUGUAUCAGACAUUGAGGAAUACAGUACGAUAUAGUCGAAUGAAGUGUGCGAGAGAGUGUAUGAAAAUGUAAGAGGGAAUGUGGACACUCGAAAAAAUGACGGCAUCAAUUUAUAUUGUUUAUAAACAAAGGCAACAAAUCGAAAUUACAGAAUAUCCGAAGGAAGAGAAAAAGUGAAAAAAAUUAUAGAGAGACACAGAUAAAGAAAAAAGAAGUAAAAAAUUAAAGAAAGUGGGAAAAGAAGAAACAAAAGAUUAUAAAUAUUAUUAUUAAAAUGAAUAUUAUUACUACUAUAAAGAUGAAAGAUAGUGCUUAGGUGAAAAUUGAUUGAAUUGAUGCGAGAGUUUACAACAAAUUUUAAUUAAAUUGAUUAGAAAUUGUAAUAAAUUUAUAUAGACUACUCGAAUCUCUCUACAAAGUCAGUAUUUGUUGAUUAAAAGUAAAAAAAAAUGAGAAGAUAAAUAAAAAUUCAUAAAAAACAGUGUAUAAGUCACUAUACACGCAAUGUAAUGUAAAAAAGAGGAAAAGAGAAUGAUAAAAGGAGUGAACGAUUGUAAAAAACACUGAGAGGACACACAUUUGAAGACAUGAAGAAGAAAAAUCCCAAUUCGUGCGAAAUAGUAGCAAAAUUUACCGUCACAUCUCUUGAGGAAACAAAUCUUUCAUUCACAAUGAUUAUUAUAUUUGUAUAAUUUUUACCAAAAUGAUUGUCUAUUUAUGUACAACCUAAUUUAAAGAGAAAUUAAAUCUUUUUAAGUUUUUUAAUGCCAGCCAAGAGAUAUAUUUUAAUAGCAAGACAACACUCACCUUUUGAGAAUUGCAGUUCUACAUUUGGGAAAUGCUAAAAUUCUCAUUGAGUGAAUGAAUUGUAAGAAAAAUUGUGCUUUGUCGCAAUAAAUUGGGGUAAGAAAAAUUGGUUUCAUGCAUUUUUUUUAUUGCGAACUUUGUGGGAAAUAUUUGGGGAAAAAAUCUUAUUAGCGACAGAGCAAAAUUUUAACUUGAAUCUUAAAGACAUUUUAUAGUAAAAUGCAAAGAUGUUUCUUUUCUAGGAAGACACAAUGAGAAAAUAUCAUUGAAUUGAAAACGAAUUUUAUGUAUUUUAAGUUAAGAGCUCAAUUUGGAGUUUUUCUUUUUAUUUUUGCCAUGGAAAAAUUAAACUGCCUACCCGAAAUUUAUUUGUCAAAAAUUUAGGAAAUUUCUGUGAUAUAAAUAUCUUGGGACAUUUCUUGACAUUUCAUACAUUUUCUUCUUAUGUGUAUAAAAUAAAAUAUCAACCUUUAAAUUGAGCUUUGAAUGUUUUUAAAGUUUUCCAUGAUUUAGCGCUCUUUGAAUACCUCAUCAAAUCAUGUUUCGUAAUCAAGUUUUUACUAAACCAAAUAUAAAAAGACAGAAAAUAUUCUCAUUAUUCAUCCCUUCGGGAGUGAAAAGUAUUGUAAAAGAAUGAAUAAGAGUGUGCAUGGGUCCAAUUUUAAGAGAAUAUCCAAAAGAUGUACUUGUUAAAUGUAGUGUGAACUUCUUGUAUAAACCAUACUCGUAGCAAUAAUCUCAUACUUCAUAACUGUUUGAAGGGACAAGAAAAGGUUUCACCCUCGUCACGUUUUCAAUUCAAUGAAUAUUUUUUAUUAUUGAAUAUUACACUUUCUUCUGUCCAUCUUUUGAUUCAUCUCAACAUUUACUUGCAUCGGACAAGAGUUUUUGGUUAUCCACAUUAGAUAAAAUAGAACAUUUUAGAAAAAAAAAAUAGAGGACAGAGAGAAAAAUUGUGCUGUAGACAGAUGAAGAAAAUCUAAACAUCACUUUGCAUUUAAUUUCUAAUUGUUUCACUUUCAAUUUAUUCGAUAAUAUUGUGCAAGAAUCUAGAAAAAAAAAUAGAUUGACAACACUGAUGUGAAUAGAUAUAAAAGAAAAGAAUGUAGAAAUUUUGUCAGUUAUCAGUUGUCAUUGCGCUACCAAACAACUUAAUUUACAAUGUAAAGGAUAGGCAAGAGGUGAAAUUUGCGAGAUAGGAUUAAAAUAAAACUAGCGAAAACAUCUCAUUUUCAACUGUAAUUACACAGAACAAGCCACAACAUCAUUAUACUCGCUUUAUUUGUAAUUUGCGUCUAUAAAAAGUAAACCAUAGUUUGUGGUACAUUUUUUUUUCAAACUCAAUUUAACACAUUACAGAAAAGAUGAGAAAAGUGGUGGCUGUGACUGAAUGUAAUUUCGCGCUACAAACAUUUAUUAAAGGAAGAAAAAAAAUAGCUAAAGAGAUAAACAUUGAAGUGAGAAUCAUCCUCUUCUCCAACCACCAACGUAAUGAGCAAAAGAGAAUACAAUCCCUAAAGCCAGACACUAGAUAUGAGAAUCAUUGCUGGCCAGGUCCUAAUGUGUUUCGUACAUUUUUGGGUGAAUGCAAUUUAUGUAAAAUUUAAAUUGGUGUCGGAGUGCAAGUCUUACAUUAUAAAAGUAAACUAAAUCAAUUAUUACUGAAUGAAAUAAAAACUGAAGGAUAUAUUAAA